AUGGCCAAUCCCCGCGUUGAAGAGCUUCCCGAUGACGAGACCAAGAAGGUCUCCGUCGAGGAGCACGAGGACGAGAGCUCCGACUCCGAGAUUGAGGGCGAGGAUGCCGAGGGCCUUCCCUCCGGCUCCACCGCCGUCAUCCACUCCCGCAACGAGAAGAAGGCCCGCAAGGCUCUCGAGAAGCUGCACUUGACCAGAGUGCAGGGCAUCACCCGCGUCACUCUCCGCCGCCCCAAGAACAUCCUCUUCGUCAUCAACAGCCCCGAGGUCUACAAGUCCCCCAACAGCAACACUUACAUCGUCUUCGGUGAGGCCAAGAUUGAGGACCUCAACGCUACUGCUCAGCAGGCCGCCGCCCAGCAGCUUGCCGCUGCUGGUGGUGAGCACGACCACGCCGGCCACGACCACUCCAGCCACGGCAAGGCCGUCGAGGCUGACGCCGAGGCUAAGAAGGACGAGGAGGAGGACGAUGGUGAGGAGGUUGAUGCCGAGGGCAUCGAGGACAAGGACAUUGAGCUCGUCAUGACCCAGGCCAACGUUAGCCGGAAGAAGGCCAUCAAGGCCCUGAAGGAGAACGACAACGAUAUCGUCAACUCUAUUAUGGCAUUGAGUAUUUAG
Messenger RNA from Colletotrichum fioriniae, 618 nucleotides. RefSeq names its product GAL4 enhancer protein (gene EGD2). The record is from RefSeq and is a predicted model, not a curated record. Gene Ontology annotation, biological process: protein targeting to membrane. Gene Ontology annotation, cellular component: nascent polypeptide-associated complex; cytoplasm. NCBI's taxonomy places the organism in Eukaryota, Fungi, Ascomycota, Sordariomycetes, Glomerellales, Glomerellaceae.